Molecule: messenger RNA, 297 nt
Organism: Dibothriocephalus latus
Lineage: Eukaryota; Metazoa; Platyhelminthes; Cestoda; Diphyllobothriidea; Diphyllobothriidae
Source: the annotation of a GenBank genome assembly
AUGCGAGGUGCCGAAACUGGUAACGUCCACGAGUCCGACCAUGCUCUCGUUCGCUUGCGCCUGAACGUUCACCUCCCAUCUGCGUCCAAAAUGCUACGUGCAAAGCUCGUGGCAAACCUCCGGCAAAUCAACACUAUCGAGGCGCUAAGCACAGGAAUCCAGUCCCAGGCUGACAGCGAAGACAGUAGCAGGUGGCCAUCUCUGAAGACGUCCAUUUAUGGUGCAGCUGAAAAAAUUAUCGGAUUCACUCAGCGGCGCUGCAGUGAUUGGAUCAGCGGAAGAACCCUGAAGCCAUAA